Phalaenopsis equestris is the source of this 746-nucleotide messenger RNA. RefSeq names its product cell division cycle protein 123 homolog. Lineage: Eukaryota; Viridiplantae; Streptophyta; Magnoliopsida; Asparagales; Orchidaceae. The record is from RefSeq and is a predicted model, not a curated record. Gene Ontology annotation, cellular component: cytoplasm.
ACAAUUUCAUCUCCUCCCUCCUCGGCGAAUCCCCCGCCGCCGGGGAACCUCAGCUUCCCUUCCUCCUCCCCCUCACCUCCUCCGGCCGCGACCCCUUCCCCCGCACCUCCCCCUCCUCCCUCGAUUCAGAUCCCUCUUCCUCCCUCAUCGAAUUCGAUUCCGAUUCCGAUUCAGAUUCCGAAAACCUAGCCCCUUCCUUCCCAGCCCUAGAAUCUGCCGUCAACCAAUCCAUCUCUGCACUCGGCGGUUCCGUCUUCCCAAAGCUCAACUGGAGCUCCCCUAAAGACGCCGCUUGGAUAGCCGCCGAUGGAUCUCUCCGCUGCACCUCCUUCGCUGAAAUCGCUCUUCUACUCCACUCAUCGGACCGCGCCGUACACGAUCUCUGCCACGCAGCUUCCUCCUGCUCCGAUCACCUCCCGUCUUCCUCCUCCCCCUCUUUCUCCUUCUUCCUCGCCCUCCGCAAAUUCUACCCCGCACUUCGCCCCGAAUUGGAGUUCCGCUGCUUCGUUCGUCGCCGUCACCUCAUCGGAAUCUCCCAGAGGGAGGUCACGGCGUUCUAUCCUUCGCUUCUCGAUCGGCGGCGAGAGUUGAGGCGCUUGGUUGAGGAUUUCUUUGAUGAGGUUGUCGGGAAUAGGUUUGGGCUUGAAGAUUAUUGCUUUGAUGUGUAUGUUACAGUAGAUGGGAGGGUUAAGGUUCUGGAUUUUAAUCCAUGGGGGGCGUUUACUUUGCCAUUGUUGUUCACUUGG